AUGCCGGCCCCGGGGGGUGCCCGCUACGCUCGAGAGGAUCUGAACCUUCUCUCCUAUAAUGUCCACGGAUUUAACAUCCGUGAGACACGAUCUGGACUACAAGACCUGAAACGAUACCACGCAUCAGUGGCAUUCAUCCAAGAAACAAACUUUCUAGCACACCGAGCGCCAUCCCUGAGGGACCGGAACUUCCCGUUGGGAUUCUUUAGCAACAACCCGCAAUGUCGCACCCUUGGAGUGGGCAUUCUGUUCUCCAGAUGGAUCCACUUCACGGAACAGGACAUGCUCCGAUGCCCACAGGGCAGGUACAUCUUCACGAAAGGUACCAUCCACGACCAGACAUAUACAUUUGCGAACAUAUAUGCUCCGAAUUUCAGACAAUACCAUAUUCUUCCCACAACCCUUGCCACCUUGGCGAGGUUCGGGAAGGCACCCUGAUCGUGGGUGGGGACCUCAACCUCCCUCUGCACCACAAAAAUACCUUCACAGAUCACACCCCGACGCUCCCCAACAGACACGUGAGGACACUUCAGUUACUACACCACCACCAGCUCACGGACUGCUGGAGAGCACUGAACCCAAAGGCGAGGGACUACGUGUUUUUACUCCACGACCCAUGCCUCCUACAUCCUCCUGCCCUACCGCCACCUGA
Molecule: messenger RNA, 652 nt
Organism: Pelobates cultripes (western spadefoot toad)
Lineage: Eukaryota; Metazoa; Chordata; Amphibia; Anura; Pelobatidae
Source: the annotation of a GenBank genome assembly